Molecule: messenger RNA, 1185 nt
Organism: Trichoderma aggressivum f. europaeum
Lineage: Eukaryota; Fungi; Ascomycota; Sordariomycetes; Hypocreales; Hypocreaceae
Exons: 7
Coding region: 1-1185 (394 amino acids)
Biological process (GO): medium-chain fatty acid catabolic process; medium-chain fatty acid biosynthetic process
Molecular function (GO): monoacylglycerol lipase activity; acetylesterase activity
Source: RefSeq, a predicted model, not a curated record
AUGGAGUGGCUCGGGAGGGCCAAGAUUGAGUUCACUCAUUCGCCAAAUCCAAGGCCAAUCAAGGAAAAGGAUGGCAAUGAGACGGACCUCCUCAAGAUUUGCGAAUCAAACACGCCGCCAUGCCAGCUAAACCCGCUGUUGUUCAACGGCCACAUCCAGACAAUCUGGACCGCAACCAAGCCACAUGGGCCACUGGUUUUCUACAAGCGCAAAAUCUUCCACGCCGAACAUGAACUCUACGACGGAUCUUUUGCUGUCGAUUUUGUCGUGGAGCCUCACGAUAGUCGAGAUGAGGGCCUGCCGCCACGUACUACCCAUUACUCGGAAGAAGAGUUCGCCAAUAUCAGCUCGGACGAUGCGAAGCCCAUGCUGGUGGUGCUGCAUGGCCUUUCGGGUGGCUCUCAUGAGGUGUACCUGAGACACACAAUUGCUCCUCUACUCGAACAGGGUUGGGAGAUUUGCGUGACGGUCAAGUGGCUUCGGAAGACAUUUCCAAAUCGCCCACUGUUUGGUAUUGGUUUCUCACUCGGUGCCAAUAUUAUAACCAAUUAUUGCGGUGAAGAGGGUUCGGAUUGCCUUUUCAAGGCUGCUAUCGCCUGCUCAAACCCCUUUAGUCUAGAUAUUGCGAGCAAGACAAUGACAAGCUCCUUUAUUGGAAAAGAGGUCUACAGCAGAGUCAUGGGCACUGCCAUGAAAGCCCUGAUUGAGAGGCACAAAAAAGAGCUCAAGCAACACACCAACUUGGAUCUCGCUGCUAUUGCAAAUGUUACCUAUCUAUAUGAGUUUGAUAGGCAAAUCCAAUGUCCCACAUGGGGAUACCCAACCGAGACUGCUUAUUACCGCGAUGCUUCUUCGUCAGAUGCAAUCCUCUCAAUCAAGAUACCAUUCUUGGCGAUUUCAGCAACAGAUGACCCGAUUGCCGUCAAAGAAGCCAUUCCAUUUGAAGAAUUCCGUCAGAACCCCAACACAAUUCUGCUCACCACAUCUUUGGGCGGCCACUUGUGCUGGUUUGAACCUGGAGGAUCCCGUUGGCACCCUCGUCCGGUGUGCAAUUUUCUUAACCAUAUGGCGUACAAGGUUGAUCUCGAUAGCGUCGUGCCAAUGGAUUAUCCCGCUAGAUCGCAAGCGUUCUCGGGCUCUGAUUAUGACCCAAUGAGACGAAAAAUGAACAUUGUGCGGAGUUAG